Messenger RNA from Colias croceus (clouded yellow), 970 nucleotides. Its product is annotated as proline-rich extensin-like protein EPR1. NCBI's taxonomy places the organism in Eukaryota, Metazoa, Arthropoda, Insecta, Lepidoptera, Pieridae. The record is from RefSeq and is a predicted model, not a curated record. The transcript is spliced from 2 exons. The coding region runs from base 118 to 876 and encodes 252 amino acids.
UAUAUCUAUUGUUUCACUAUUUUGCGAUAAAGUAUGUGUUACGUUAGAACAAUUAAUAAAAUGCUCUAGUUUGUUUGGAAAAAGUGCUAAUGUUGAUUAUUAUUCAUAAAGACAAAAAUGAAAACCCUCUUCAUCACAGUAGUAAUAAUGGGUAUGUUAUUACAAAACUCGAAUGCUAGAGGACCAAAACGACCACAGAACCAAAAAGCCGUGAUGUCAGCACUCCAAAAUGUUUUCUCACAAGGCAACACUGAAAGGGCCAUGCAAAUUAUGCAAAUGGCCAAAAGGCGGACGGUAAUGGAAGAAACGCCGUGUAUGCAAAAACUGCCUUGUCCCGGACCACUUGGCAAUCCACAGUUACCACCCUGCCAGUGCCAGAAGCUAGAAUCACCCCCAAAUGUAUGUAUGUGUGGCAACCCACCUAAUCCUCCAGUUAAUUUAAACAGAGCGGAAUGUAUGUCAGCAAAUUUACCUGUCAGAGCUGAGGUUAUAACUUCAAAUGUACCGGUAAACGUUCAGGAAGUCGUAAACAUACCUUGUAACAGACCUGAAGUUAUUACCAACAUUCCAUGUAAUCGACCUGAGAUUCUUACCAAUAGACCGUGUAAUAGACCAGAAAUUCUUACCAAUGUGCCUAUGAGAAGGCCUGAAGUUGUACACGUCCCUGUUCCUUACCCAGUUCCUGUUAGAGAACCUUGUCCUGUAAAGGAAACCUGUCUUCCACCUUCAUUACCCUCAAUCAGUCCAUUCCUACCAGCUGCCUCGCCUGUGUCUGCAUGGUCUCCACCAACUAGCAAUUUGCUACCACCAGUAAUCCCAAGUCAAACGAGAAACCAUUUCUUACGAAAAAUACCCAUUCCACCACCGUGUAUUUGAAACUGUAUCAUAAGUAGUAGUGUAUAUAAGACUAAUAGUGAAGUGAGUGUGAUUUAAUGAACGGAAUAUAAUUUAUUAAAUAAGAAAAUGAAAU